AUGUGGGCACAGGUGUUGCUAUUUGCUCUCGGAGCUGCACAGCUCGGCAGAGCCGCCAACAUCACUCUCUACAAUGUCGUCGCUACCACCACAACGACAGCGGCUGCCGAUGCCACCUAUACGGGUCUGGCCGCCUACGACACCACCGUUCUCUCGGCCCCCGCAGCUCCAGACCCACCCACAACUGCCCUGACUGUCAGCAUCCCCAUAGACGUUUGGGGCUCUGGAAACUUGCUUUCGAUCAAGCAAAAGGGCAACUUCCUCGGACUCUCAGUAGAGUUGUCGGUGGCGGAGAACGUGUUGGGGAGUGACGCUGGUUCGCUCAAGCCCAUCUUCUUGAACUACUUGGCCAACAUCCGCAACCGUGCAGGCGCGGGCGUGCUGAUCCGCGUGGGCGGCAACACCCAGGAGAAGAGCACGAUCCUUGUCGACGGGCUCUCGGACGGAAGCUCCAUUGACAAGAUGUACAACGACGGCGACACUGUUACAACGACUCCCAUCAUCAACUAUUCUCUCGAGCUUCUGUACACCAUGGGCAACAUUUCGGCCCUGACCGACACGGCCUGGUUCUUUGGCCUUUCCUUCAACGAGUCCGCUGUCCAAAGCCAGUCCCCCAACGUCCCUCUCGCUGCGCACUGGGCCCAGACGAUCCUGGGCGACUAUCUUCUUGGCACGGCGAUGGGAAACGAACCUGAUCUUUACGUUGAUCACUCUGACCGCGACGGCAACUGGACUGUCAACGACUAUUACAACGAGUUCCAGACGAUGCGUGAUGACAUUCUCAGCCAGGGUGAUCUCCUCAAGACCCAGUUCCUCAUGGGCCCCUCGGUCUGCUGCCAGACGGCGGGCUUUGACGUGGUGGACGUCUUCAACACUGGUUGGCUCACCGACAAUCUCGAGUAUCUCUCACAUGUGACUGUUCAGCACUACCCGACCAACAACUGCCAGAUCAACGGCAACGUGAUCGACGCACAGUCAAUCUUUCCCGACUUCCUCAACCACACGAACCCGCGUGAAAUGGCUGCCCUCUACACUGCGAGUGCACAGGAGGUGGUGGCCCAGGGCAAAGAGAUUCUCAUGCUCGAGACCAACACUGCCUCAUGUGGCGGUUUCGCCGGUCUGAGCGACUCGUUUGGCGCUGCCAUGUGGAUGGUCGACUGGUCGCUCCAGCUGGCCUACACCAACUUUUCGGCUGCACUCAUGCACGUGGGUGGCCAGAACGUCUACUACAACCCUUUCACCCCUCCUCCCGGCAAGUAUAAGAACUACGGCUGGACUACGGGUUCAAUCUACUACUCUGCCCUCAUUGUGGCCGAGGUCUUUGGCUCGUCCAACAACUCGCAGAUCAUCGACCUCUGGCCCGCCGCCGACUUUUUCCCCCAGUACAUCAUCUACGAGGACGGCCUCCCUGUCCGUGCCGUCUUGUUUAACUACGUGACCGACGGCAGUGGCGGAUCCGACUACACCGCCAACCUCUCGUUCAAUGGCUCCACCAUCGGUGACACUGUCAGUGUCCGCUACUUCCGCGCCGCCAGCGUGAGCGAGCAGAUCAACAUUACGUGGGCUGGCCAGACGAUGGGUGGAUACCAGUACGCCUCGGACGGUCGCCUCUCUGGCGAACUUACCACCGAGCAAGUGACGUGCUCGAACGGCGAGUGUGCCAUCACCGUUCCUGCCCCGUCCAUCGCUGUCGUCUUCUUCACCGACCAGGCGCUUGCCGACUCGUCUGUCCCCGACGAUGCGGUUGUGAGCUACUCGACAUCCAUCAUCGGCUCGGGGAAAGCCACAAUCGCGGCCGGCGCAAUGAUUACAGGCAACGGUAUCGCUCCCCCGAAAUGGAUUUACACCAGCGCGGCAACGCGCUCCCAGCAGGUCCAGAUCGGUGUCGGUGUCCUGGCUGUUACAGCUGCAAUUGCGCUGGGCGUCGCUCGCGCUCCUCCCGAGUGGUUGAAGCCUCCACAUACCCGUUCACAUACGCUUUCAAAUAUCUAG
Messenger RNA from Apiotrichum porosum, 1992 nucleotides. RefSeq lists its product as uncharacterized. The coding region runs from base 1 to 1992 and encodes 663 amino acids. NCBI's taxonomy places the organism in Eukaryota, Fungi, Basidiomycota, Tremellomycetes, Trichosporonales, Trichosporonaceae. The record is from RefSeq and is a predicted model, not a curated record. The transcript is spliced from 4 exons.